Orbicella faveolata is the source of this 5614-nucleotide messenger RNA. RefSeq lists its product as uncharacterized. Lineage: Eukaryota; Metazoa; Cnidaria; Anthozoa; Scleractinia; Merulinidae. Gene Ontology annotation, molecular function: protein binding. The record is from RefSeq and is a predicted model, not a curated record.
CCCCUCCGAGUUUCUCUCUCGUCUCUCACCAAGCAGACCUCUGCCUCGCAGGGUAAUUCAAGCGAGAGCAAAAAGAACAAACGACGAAGCAGGGGGAGCUAACCCGCCACCCCGUACACCCCGUGCACUCCGUGCUCUCGUUCCAAUUUGCGCGCGGCCAGAAUGCGGACAAAGCUCUUCGUACAGGAACGCUUGCUACUGAUGCAGACUAUCACAAUUAAUGUAUUUGAUGUCGCACGAAGAAACUCUUUGGAACCGUCGAGAGGAGCAUUUAUGUCAUCCUGUAGAGGAAUUCAAGGACUACCAGUAAAUGCGAAACAUCUAAAUAUGUCUUAAAUCAUAAUACGAUAACCCCGGCGACGAUAACCCCCAGUUGCAGGAAAGGGGUUCCAUCCAUCCCCUCCCCCCUUGUACCACAGUGGAGAUAAGGGUUUGCGUGUGUUAAUUUUUCAAUAGUAAAGAAAUGUGUGGUAGUAUCCGAGUCUUACAAUUGCUUUCGAACUUUUCGAACCAUAUAAAAUUGCGUAUGUGGGAGAUGUAGGACAUUACUGGAUUUCGUGUGUCAAAGAUUGAACCAUUCAGUUAGCUGGUUGGUUAUUCUGACAUCGGCCUCUCGAACGUUAGCCCAGGCCAAUGCCAAAACAUCAUUAGAACCCAGUUUCCGAAAAGUGCUUUCUCUGCAGACAAGGAAGAAUGAAAACAAUUAGUUGCCGUCGCUUGUUAGCAUAACAAGUAAGGCUGUCUCUCUUGAAUUAUAAUCAAGGCAGCAGUGUUUUAUGUGCAAGAAGUCAAGCGAAACAAAACAGUGGCAUGUUGCUCGUGCUUAUUGGCUGCGAAUAACUCAUUGUUUUCAGAAGAGACCGCCCAGCAUGGAAAGGACGAAUAUCACAAUUGAUGCCCGAAUGAUGACUUUACGAUCAUUAGCUUUCCAGGCCGCAACGGCCACAAACAAGCACAGUGGACUGAGUCUACUCCACGCUGCAUGCAUCGAAGGCGACUUGGAAACUGUACAAAUAAUCAUGAGGUACAGCCCUGGCAAAUUAGAUAACGCCAUUGCUUUGUCUAUAAACACUGAAUACUCUGCGUCAUGUCCAAGGAAGACUGCCUUGGAUAUCUGUGACUCACAUCAGACUGGCAAUCACGUGAAGAUACACAAGAUUCUAGAGAAUGUGUUUAUGGAAUUUCGGUCAAAAUCUUUGACACUUAUCGCAGCUAGACGAGGAAAGUGGGAACAUCUCAAGAGGCUUCUUGAUCUCGGUUCGGACCCAAACGAAGUGUCGUGUGACGCCAAUCAAGUCACGCCAUUGAUGCUGGCAGUCACGCGCAACACCAACAUCUGGGCUGAGCUUCUCCUUGAGAGGGGAGCCGACGUUAAUGUGAAAGACAAAUCUGAAAUGAAAGCGCUUCAUUACGCCGCUCUGAACGGUCGAACGAGAACUGUUCUGUUGUUAAUAGAGGCUGGCUCUAGCGUCAGCGAUGUUAGCGACAGAGGAAUGACGCCAUUACAUUUUGCCGCCAAGAAUGGUCACACUAAAACGGCCGCCAUUCUCAUUGAACACGGCGCCGAUGUUCAUUCAAGAUCGUCCAGCGGUUGUACACCGUUGAUGCUAGCGACGGAGAAAGGACAUUACGAGAUUGUUGAGUUUCUUCUCGCUCAAGGUAGCAGUGUUCACACUACCGAGCAAAUGGGUUUUACUGCACUUCAUCUGGCAGCCGUCAAAGGUUACACUGACUUAGUCCGGCUUCUGCUUCAGAAGGGAAGUAGUGUAGACGCAAGAGCCUCAGGUAAAACUCCUUUGUUUCUGUCUUCGUUUGCAAAUCACCGAGAAACUACCGAGCUGUUGCUUCGUUAUGGCAGCAACGUCAAUGCGUAUGACAUAUUUGGCAGAACAGCUGUGCACUACGCCGCUCAAGAAGGACAAGUUGCCAUGGUGAAGUUGUUAGUUGAAAAAGGCGCGAAUGUUCACGAAGGUGACAAUGAAAAUCAGACGCCAUUGUUCAUGUCAGUGAUCUAUGAUCAGAAAGAGGUGGCCAGCCUGUUGCUGCAACUGGGAGCCCACGUUAAUGCAAGUGAUAUCAAUCGUAAGACUCCGCUGCACUUUGCUGCACAGGAAGGCUACGUGGAAAUCGCUGAGUUGUUAAUUCAAAAUGGCGGCGACCUGAAUGCUGAGGAAGUCACAGGCGACCAACCACUGUCCCUUGCAGUUGCAUACUGCAGUGAUGACGUGGUAGAGCUUUUGUUACGUCAUGGCGCUGAGUUGAACAGUGCAAACGAAAGUCUUUUGACUCCUCUUCAUAUCGCAGCUCAGAAUGGCAAAACAACUCUUGCAGAAUUGUUACUGCAGCGAGGCAUUGACCACGAAGCUAAAGACUGUGAUGGACAAACACCAUUGCAUAUAGCUUGCUCGUAUGGAGAUAUCAAAAUGGCGGAGCUGCUUGUGCGAUAUGGAUGUGACGUUAAUGCACGAGAUGGCGCUAACCGCACGACACUUUGUUUAGUUGUAAGUGAAGGACAUCUUGAAAUUGCUUCUUUGUUGCUGAACCACGGCGCAGACGUGAACUUGGUCGACGGAGACGGCUUCACAGCACUUCAUAAUGUGUACACAAAUCUUCACUCGUUCCUUGGCGACGAGCGGACUAGCCUCGCCAUAACCAAAUUAUUGUUUGAAUUUGGAAGUAAAGUAGACAACACUGAUCCGCGCGGACGAACAGAGCUGCAUAUGGCGGCUGAAUGCUCAUCGGUAAAACUUGUGGAGCAGCUCAUUGAGUAUGGCAGUAGUGUCCAUGCUGUUGAUACGGAGGGAUGUACUCCUUUAAUAAGAGCCACAAGGUUCUCCCGCAGACCCGAGCUUAUUGUCAAAAUUUUAAUUGAAAACAACGCUGAUGUGUCAGUGAAGGAUAAGCUCGGCCGCACCGCUCUGCACUAUUCUGCGGGCUUUAAAGGAAACCGUAAAAUUUCCCAGACUCUGAUUCAGAAAGGCAUUCAAGUUCAUGAUGUGGACAACGACGGGAACACAGCUCUGCACCUCGCGGCUAACAACCGUAACACACACACUGCAGAGCUACUGAUACAAUACGGCUGCGACAUAAACGCUUGCAACAAACGCAGUGAAAGUGUUUUGCACAAAGCCAUAACCGCCAAGUGCGAGUGUACACACGGCUGCAGAAAAUGCAUGUGGAAAUACCAUACUGUCGCGCUAUUGGUCGAGAAGGGGUGUGACGUCAGAAAAACUGACAUGGAUGGUAACUGCGCGCUUCACCUGAUGGCGCAAUGGAUCACGGAUCCCACAACUGUAAGACUGUUGAUUAGAAACAGAGCUGAUGUUCGCGCAAGGAAUAAUCAAGGCAGCACUCCAUUGCAUCUGAUGUCUGCUGUAAAAUGUGAGCGGUCAAGAGCAAAGUACACCAGGUCACGUUGGACAUGUGAUGCUGUGGAGCUAUUUAUCAGACACGGAUGUGAUAUCCGCGCUGUGGAUAAUGAAGGCAACACCCCCCUACACCGGACAGCCGAGUCUGACCGAGACGACAUUGCAAAUAUCCUGCUGGACCGUGGAGCCGAGAUUGAAGCCCUGGACUGGCAAGCAAACACCCCACUGCAUGUUGCCGGGGCGUGUAACUCAGUCAGAGUUGCAGCACUCUUGGUAAAACGUGGCGCUAAUACCAGGGCAUUGGAUAGCGAGGGAAGUACACCUCUGGACAUCGCUUACAAGUGUGGCAAUCAUGAAAUAGUUGAUCUUAUGGAAGAGCACACGCCGUAAAAUAAUGGAGGAUUAUGUGAUUGAAAUUUUCAUUUCCUCGCAUUUGCUGACUAAACACGUUUCCAGACUGAAAUGCGAAUACUUCAACGAUUUGUUCUAGUGAAGAAGUAAUCCAAUGAUAGGAAAUUCGGAAGAGAUAGAAAAAAAAAAGCUGAAAAAAUAUAAUACACACCAGGUCAAAUGAUCUAUCAUCUCAUAAACACUCCAAACAAAUAUGGUAUUGAAGACUUCUAGGUACUGGCCCGUCUCCUUUAUAACGACACCAAACUCAUAAAAAAAAUUCUUACAAGAUUUUUGAGAAUUGCGCCACAAACCUGUCAGCAUUCUUAGAUUACGCGAAAUUUGGAAGACAUCCAGAGACUGUGGUCUAAAACGCACAAACACAGUACUGUACUUAAGAACUUAGAGACGUAUUUGAACAUCAAUGAAGGGUUAUCUGAUCCUGUCUAAAAUUCAGGCUUCCAGGUUUCUGCGAGGACCUUUCAAAAUAGGUACCCAAAGGGUAAAUGUGUGGGAUACAAACUCAUUUGCAUUAACGGACACGAGCCGAUGACAAUAGUGUGGGAUACCACAGGUAUCCCACACAAAAAAAGGGGCAGAUUAAACAUUGCAAAUUUAGCAUCGAAAUCUGCUCUGUUACGGGACCCUUUGGUAGCUGAAAACGGCACUUGCCAGAAAUUUAACUUUGUUCACUACACAACGUUCUUUAUAUUUACUUGAGUCACCAGAGCUGCUGUGGUGUUUCUCUUUGAGUCUUCUGUCAUAACUUGGCUAUGGCUUAAGUAGAUUUUAGAAUUUGGAGAACAGUCCUCAGAAAACGUCAAAUUAUGAGAUUGGACAGUUUGAAAUUGUGGUGAAAUGGGUGAGUUAAAUAACUAAGUUCCCAUCCCUCAAUGAACUACACCAGUUACUUUUUCUUGACAAGCAAUGGAACGAAAUGUCGCGCUAGAAUGGCUAAACUUAAAGAAAAGCACAACUUGAAAAUAAAAGGGGCUUAUUUUAUUUGUCUCUUCCUCAUCAACGAUAUGGCAAAGAAACUUAAAGAUCUAGAAAUGUGUACUGAUUUUCUUAGCACAGGUACUGGAAACCUGACGUAUCCAAAUAAAUCUUAAGUCAAGCUGGAGUCUAUAAAAAAUCUCAAAUAACCUUUCGUGACAUCCUUAAGGGGGUAUGGUACCCUAAAAUAUGGCGAUGUUCAUGAAAAAUUCAAUUUCUUGGAAAUACAAGACUUAAGACCCUUGAGGACAUGUCAAAAACAUUUUGAAACGAUCUUGCCGAAUUUCCUUCCAGAUGAGUGUGAAAUUUAAGGAAAGUUCACAGUGGUAUAAGUUUUUUCACGUAGCAACAGCCAUAGCAAUAACUGUUUGCUAUAAGAAAGUGACCAAAAAUAUAGAUUAUUUUUGACUUAUAUGAACGAAACUAUUUAGAAAAAAACUUUUAAGACAUGCACAACUCGAUUGAUAUAAUUAAUUGUGAAAAGCUUUGCCUCAAAUUGCCAUCACAAGCUCAUUCAUUUCCCUUAUGAAAAGGAAUAUUUCCCACAACUGCGCUAACUUUUACAAAAUAGAACAACCAUUGCACCCCCUCCCCCGAGAUCCAAUCUGCACUCCCCUUCCCCGCUAUUUGUGGCUCGUUAAAUACUUAAUAGCUCGUGUAAGAAACUUAAAGUGCAUUUUUCUCAAAAGUUCACUUUUGUACCGACUGACUUCGCGCCAACAUUUCUACUUUGCAAGGUUUUUAAGUAGAAUUCCCGAAACUUAGGCUGAUCAAAGACCAAUAGUGUCGUGAUGUCGUAAACCAAAAAAAUCGUAACAUUUUAAGAUCUGUCACGUGACAUGAGAUGAUUUGUCCACUGG